Molecule: messenger RNA, 561 nt
Organism: Sinocyclocheilus rhinocerous
Lineage: Eukaryota; Metazoa; Chordata; Actinopteri; Cypriniformes; Cyprinidae
Product: ecotropic viral integration site 5 protein homolog
Exons: 3
Coding region: 54-524 (156 amino acids)
Source: RefSeq, a predicted model, not a curated record
GUAAGUGUAUUGCAGUGCCUUUAUGUUCAUGUUAAUACAUUUUUUCUAAAGAUAUGUUCAUGCUCUUACUCCCACAUGUGCCGGCCUACCAGCGGUGCUCAGAAAAACUGGUGUCACAGCUGAAGAAAGAGCUGGAGAAAACUCAGCUAAACACAGCCAGGUCACAAAGCGCUUUAAAAGAGUUGCAGGCAAACAUCUUGCAGAUAGAAAAGAGCAGCGCUGUUCCUAAUGAGGACAGUGUGAUGUAUCUGCAGACAGAGCUGAUCAGCUGUAGAUUGCAGGAAGCAGAGGCACUUACCGGUACUGAACUCAAAGUGCAAAAACAACACAUUAAAGACCUCGAGGAGAAAUGGCAGAGGCAGCAGGUGCAUUGUGGAGGUCAGCAGAAGGUCAGCAGCGCACAGAAUGAACUGCAGGUGGAGCUGUUAAGCACAAGACUGAAGGAAAUACUCACUCAAGCCGCGCUCAAAGAGAGCCGCCACAGACUGAUGAAGUUGCAGACAGAGGUUAAGACCCGCAGCUGAUAAUAUCUGCUGGUUUACAUCUUUAUGCACUGCAGUA